UAAAAAAUUGGGGUCUCUUUCUCACUCAAAUCAAACCAUUGGAAUUCCCAAACACUCAUUACCUCAUUCUCCCUCACACUCCGUCGGCCUUGCCUUCUGCCGCCGACACCACCACCUCCAACAACACAGCCACCGCGGCCAUCCUCAUUCUCCUUCCCUCCCUCAGCCGCCUGACACACCCCCGUCGUGAGUAAUGGUCACAUCACUUUUGCAAGAGUGGCAGCUUGUUUGAAGUUUACCUUCUUCUUUCCGUGGGCAAAUAUUGGGAUUGCUAAAGGGUACUGCACAGGAAUGGGGAGGAAGCGGCGACUUGAGUUCGUUGAACUUGGUGAGAGCUCCUCAAGUGUGGGGUCGAAUGAAGUACAAUCAAGCCAACAAGCUCCUCCAACUGCUGAUGAUAGACGACAUUCCCAAGGGAGUGAUGACGAGACACAGUCACCAGAUCCUCAGGACGUACCCGCAGUAGGAGCGGACAAUGUACCCAAUAAACGUGGGCCGAACCGGUUUGACGACAUUUGGAAUAUGCCACCGGGGAAAAAACUGUUCUUGCAAUUAAAUAAAGCGGGUCAGCCAGUAGGAAAAAAUGCUGGGUCUUGGGGCAAGGUGGCUGGGAACAGUAGCAAGAAGGCAUGACAUGUGCCCAAUCAAUUAUGUUCGUUGGCCUUCAGUGCCACAACAAUACAAAAAUCGGUGUUGGGAGGCCAUUCAGGCACGAUGGAUAAUUCUUGCAAACCGCAUCCAACCUGCCAAGCAGAAGAAAUGGGCAUUGUCACGGAUUGGGAAGUUGUGGAGGGGCCACAAAGCAGAGUUGAAGGAGAAGUAUUGCAAGCCGGGCAUUCCUAAGGAAGCUUUACUUGAGCUAUCACUGCCUGAGGUUGAUGACAAUCAAUUUCAUGUCUUGGUGGAGUACUGGUUUUCUCAGAAAGGCAUGGACCUGUCGAAAGAUAACAAAGAGCGGCGUGGGAAGCAGACGAAGCUGCAUACGCUGGGAUCCAAAAGCUAUGCCCAAAUGGCGGAUAGCAUUGCAAACAAAAAAGGCAGGCAAAUAGAGAGAGGUGAGAUGUAUGAAGUGGCGUAUUCUCACCGUGAUGGUACUGCUGUCAAUGAAAUUGCGGAAGCAAACAUUGCGAAGAUGAAAGAGUUUAUGGCAACGGGGUCACAGUUGCAGGGAGACGACAUUGAGGCUAGCAUACUUUGGCAGCCCAACGAUGCAUUUGGACAGGUCAUCGGUCCAGAGAGAGGUGGCCGUGUAAGAGGGGUAGGCUUUAGUCCAACCCCCUAUGGCAAUCGUGCAAGUUCAAUGGAUGACAGUACGCCACCUCCAACAUCUACUGCAAUUGACCAAAGGGUUAAGGAGUUGUCUGCUCAAGUAGAAGCAUUGAGGGAGAAAUUCACUCGUUAUGAUGCCAUUGAAGCUAAAGUGAGGUUAAUGAGGAGGAUGUUGACCCAACUGUACCCAUCGUUUCCCACUAUCUCUAUGGAUGGUGACAGUGAUUCUGUAGUGGAUUUCCAGUCUCCUGGUGCUCAGCGCUUAUCAUCUGAUGAUACGCAUUAGACAAUACUUUGGACCCUAGUUUGGAGUAGUUACUAUGACAUUUUGAUAUUUAUAAUAAAGUUUCAAACUUUGAUAUAUAUACAUAUCAUAGUUGGAAACUUUUGCAUAACAUUCUAGACAAUUGGAAUGUAUUCUUUUAUGCAAGACAUCCUACAUGGUUGUAUAGAAUGUAUUAUUUUGUUCAUAACAUUCUAGACACUUGGGAUGAAUUAUUUUGUGUAUAACAUUCUAGACAUUUGGGAUGUAAUUAUUGAUAUGGUGUAAUUAAAUAUAUUUAGUUUGUUAGUUUAA
Quercus lobata is the source of this 1846-nucleotide messenger RNA. RefSeq lists its product as uncharacterized. NCBI's taxonomy places the organism in Eukaryota, Viridiplantae, Streptophyta, Magnoliopsida, Fagales, Fagaceae. The coding region runs from base 584 to 1555 and encodes 323 amino acids. The transcript has 9 exons. The record is from RefSeq and is a predicted model, not a curated record.